Molecule: messenger RNA, 1951 nt
Organism: Macadamia integrifolia
Lineage: Eukaryota; Viridiplantae; Streptophyta; Magnoliopsida; Proteales; Proteaceae
Product: serine/threonine-protein kinase GRIK2-like
Exons: 13
Coding region: 495-1721 (408 amino acids)
Biological process (GO): intracellular signal transduction; protein phosphorylation
Cellular component (GO): cytoplasm
Molecular function (GO): ATP binding; protein serine/threonine kinase activity
Source: RefSeq, a predicted model, not a curated record
GCGUUACGGGCAAUCCGCACCUUCCUUUCCGUUGGUCUCCCCUUCUUCUCUCUGGCUUGCGUGUCUGUCUGAAGUCGCUGUCACUUUCUCGGUUUCUCCCACAAAAUCUGCAAGAAUUGAGUAGAAUAUUUAUUCACUUUCCUUUUCUUGUCCCCCAAUAUUAUUUGAAUUCAGUUUAAGAAUUUUAGGUCUCGCCUGCUGCAACCUGCAAUGUUCCUUCCCUGGUUUCAUUGACGGUCAGGGUACUGUUACCUGUUGAUGGCAUUACCGGGAAGACAACGAUCUGCCCUGUCUCAAUUUUUAUAAACUGGAGCUUUCGAGAUGUUAGUGUUGAAUCGCAGCGGCAUCAAUUUCGUCAACUGCUUUUUUCCGUUGAGCGAAUGGCAUCCUUUAGAAUAACCAAGGUGGUUAGGGCUUGAUGCCCUCGCCCUCCUGUUCCAAAGCAGGGAUUCAUUUUUUUUCUUAUUAUUAUCUCAAAAGCGUUGAAAUUCCUAAUGUUUUGGAAGAGUGAUUAUAUUGUCGAGGCCUCAGAUAUGGGAUGUUGUAGUUGUUUCGGGUUCACUAGUAAGCCCAAAAGAUCACUGAGGCCUCCUGCUGGCUCAGGCAUCUCUCAAGAGUUUUUGCUGGGUUAUGUUGAUGGUAAUGGAUCUAUGUACAAUGUUGAAUCAACAGGACUCUCGAAUGGAGGUGAUGAUGAAUUUCUCAUUCGUAGUAAGCGGCCCGAAGAAAUUCUCUCGUUAAGACUCCAAAGUGGAAGGAUAUGCAGGGAGUUUCCCGUAAAGGAAACUCAUCAUCUUGUACGCACAGAGGAUGAGAAUGGGAAUAAGAUGAUUAAUGAGUAUGUCCAUGUGUGUAAGAUUGGUUCUGGAAGCUAUGGGAAAGUGGUUUUAUAUCAAAGCAGUGUUGAUGGUAGGAAUUAUGCUAUUAAGGCUUUUCACAAGUCUCAUUUGUUAAAGCUCCGGGUAGCACCAUCUGAAACUGCAAUGACCGAUGUUUUUCGGGAGGUUUCAAUCAUGAAAAUGUUGGAUCAUCCCAAUAUAGUCAAUCUUAUUGAGGUGAUUGAUGACCCAAACACAGAUCACUUCUACAUGGUUCUUGAAUAUGUGGAAGGCAAGUGGGUGUGGGAGAGUUCUGGUCCACUUGGCACCUUAGGGGAAAGUACCGCUCGCAAGUACUUGCGGGAUGUAGUUGCUGGGCUGAUGUAUCUGCACGAUCAUAAUAUUGUGCACGGAGACAUCAAACCUGAUAAUCUUUUGGUGACAAGUGCUGGUACAGUGAAGAUAGGAGACUUUGGUGUCAGCCAAGUAUUUGAGGAUGAUAAUGAUGAGCUCCGACGGUCUCCUGGGACUCCUGUGUUCACAGCACCUGAGUGCUGUUUAGGUCUAACCUACCAUCAUGGUAAAGCGGCAGAUACAUGGGCUGUGGGUGUAACUUUGUACUGUAUGGUUAUGGGUCAAUACCCCUUUCUUGGAGAGACACUGCAGGAUACAUAUGACAAGAUUGUUAAUAACCCUUUAUUGAUCACGGAGGGCAUCAACCCACGGCUACAGAACUUGCUGGAAGGACUUCUCUGCAAAGAUCCAAAACAGAGGCUUACUUUGGAUGCGGUUGCAAGACAUCCUUGGGUAGUUGGCGAUGAAGGGCCUAUCCCGCAGUAUCUUUGCUGGUGUAGGCGUGAGAGCUCUCAACAGGAAGAAUCUGGCUGGGGGAGUAAACAAUGAUUAUAUGAUCGGCACUGACUGAAGUGUUAUACUAGUGAGUUUUUUUUUUGUACAGUAAGGCAAUGAUGUUUACUUCGGGAAUUACUGUAAUUGGAGGUGGGGGUGGGGGAACAAUCUAGAAUUCAGUUGCACAUGUAAGGAGAAACGAACAAGAGUAAAAGAUUGGCCAACUACUUUGAGUAACAAAAGAAGUUUCCCCUCAAUGCAAAUGUUUUGCAUUUUUUCUCUUC